AUGGCCAAAUGUUACAAUGUUUUUGAUUCAUAUAGAAAACAGGUUGUUAUUGAUGGAGAGACGUGCCUGUUGGACAUCCUGGACACUGCAGGGCAGGAGGAGUACAGUGCCAUGCGUGACCAGUACAUGAGGACGGGGGAAGGAUUCCUCUGUGUCUUUGCUAUUAACAACAGUAAAUCAUUUGCUGAUAUUAAUCUUUACAGAGAACAGAUAAAGAGAGUGAAAGAUUCAGAUGAUGUGCCAAUGGUGCUAGUUGGGAAUAAGUGUGAUUUGCCAACCAGAACAGUAGACACCAAACAGGCUCAAGAAUUAGCAAAGAGCUAUGGAAUCCCCUUCAUAGAGACAUCUGCUAAAACACGACAGGGUGUGGAAGAUGCUUUUUACACACUGGUGCGAGAGAUCCGGCAGUACCGGAUGAAGAAGCUCAACAGCAACGAAGAUGGGAACCAAGGCUGUAUGGGAUUGUCUUGUGUUGUGAUGUGAUAAGAUGCCAAGGACACGUGGGUCAGAUGCAGCUGCUGGACAAGUCUCGAUGCUACUGUCCUCCAUCUCAUGCUGAUGCCCUGCAGUAUUUUGGUGCCAGUGACCAGAACCUUGGUACCAGUUAAUUAGCACAAGGUCCUUUUCUGUGCUGCAUCUGAAAAGAACAUCUCUGGCAUCUACCUCCUUGCUCAGCCAAUGGAGCAGUCACAUCUCUUGAUGUACUGGGAUUCUUUUCUCACAGUGUUAUGUGGGUUUGUUCAAGAAGAAAACCAGUCACAAGAAAAGUGAACUAUAGAGACUAAAUGCUGUGAAAAAGAUGACACUUUACCUCUAGAGUAAAAGCUAGAAGUGAUGUUUGUCCCCUUUUUGUUGGAUUCUGAUUUGCAGUGCUGUCAGAGGAGUGGCA
Chaetura pelagica (chimney swift) is the source of this 889-nucleotide messenger RNA. RefSeq names its product neuroblastoma RAS viral (v-ras) oncogene homolog (gene NRAS). Gene Ontology annotation, cellular component: plasma membrane. Gene Ontology annotation, biological process: Ras protein signal transduction. Bases 1 to 483 code for a protein of 160 amino acids. The record is from RefSeq and is a predicted model, not a curated record. The transcript has 5 exons. NCBI's taxonomy places the organism in Eukaryota, Metazoa, Chordata, Aves, Apodiformes, Apodidae. Gene Ontology annotation, molecular function: GTPase activity; GDP binding; GTP binding.